CAGCAGCUACUCAGUGUAAAGACCUCCUCUACAUCCUGUUUGCAGGACAGCUUGAAGGAAAGGAUCUCACUUCCUGCAGAACAUAGAGGUUCCCACAGCCUCUCAGCAAUGGCUAUGGUGUGUCUUUCAGACUUUGAAGCAUAUGCUAAAAAGUAUUUACCCAAGAUUGCUUGGGAUUUUUUUGCAGCUGGAGCAGACGAUUGUAACACUCGAGAUGAAAACAUCCUGGCAUAUAAAAGAAUUCAUUUCCGGCCACGUAUGCUGCGGGACGUAUCCGUGAUGGACAUUAGGACUAAGAUCCUUGGGAGUGAAAUCAGCUUUCCUGUAGGAAUCGCCCCUACAGGCUUCCACCAGCUAGCAUGGCCUGAUGGAGAGAAAAGCACAGCCAGAGCUGCCAAAGCAAUGAACACUUGCUACAUUGCCAGCACGUACUCCACCUGCACGCUGGAGGAGAUCUCUGCGGCUGCUCCCGGAGGCCUCCGCUGGUUCCAGCUCUAUGUCCACCGCAACAGGGAGGUUUCCAAGAAUUUGGUCCAAAGGGCGGAGGCCUCGGGUUUCCAGGCCCUUGUCCUCACCGCGGAUCUGCCCUACACAGGCAGAAGACGCGAUGAUAUCCGCAAUGGUUUCCGCCUUCCUCCCCACAUGAAACUGAAGAACUUGGAAGGAGCCUUUGAGGGAGAUGACUCUUCUGAGUACGGACUGCCACCCAACAGCUUGGAUGCCUCUGUCACCUGGAACGAUAUCUACUGGCUGCGAAGCCUGACCCAGCUGCCCAUCAUCAUCAAAGGCAUCUUGACGAGAGAAGAUGCAGAGCUGGCAGUGAGACACGGAGUCCAGGGAAUUAUUGUGUCCAAUCAUGGUGGAAGGCAACUGGACGGAGGACUUGCCACUAUUGAUGCUCUGGUUGAGAUUGUGGAGGCAGUACAAGGCAGAGCUGAAGUUUAUUUAGAUGGUGGAAUCCGAAAAGGAAGUGACAUACUAAAAGCACUGGCACUGGGAGCAAAAUGUGUCUUUAUUGGAAGACCAGCUUUGUGGGGUCUGGCUUACAAGGGUGAAGAAGGUCUUCAAGAUGUUUUGAGGAUUUUGCAGGAUGAAUUUCGUUUGUCGAUGGCCUUAGCUGGCUGUGCCAGUGUCUCAGAGAUUGGCCCACACCUUGUUCAGUUCUCAAAGCUGUGAACGUCCUCCUGCAAAAGAAAGCCAGCUGACUCUGAGGUCCCAAACCAGACUGAAGACAGAAGAAGGAGGUGCAGACAUUGAAUGUGCAAUAAGUGUCUCUUAAGGCCUUCAGGAAGCUCCUGAGGAGAUUAAGAAAGGCUCAGUGCCAGCAAAGGCCAUUCUCUGGUUUUAUUGAGACUGAUGAGUUCUUUAACACUUUGGGUAAUUGUUACUUGCUUAAAUACAUUUACUUUAAACUGGCAUUCCCUAGUAUUACUUGUGUUAGGCCUUACUCCCAAUUUCUGUUACAAUGGCAGUCACCCAUGGAAAAAUAUCUCCCUUGCUUCUUGCUGGUUCUACUACAAAACUUUCCUGCCCCAGGCAGUGUGUUGUGGCUGAUAACUUCCACAGCCUGGGCUUUCCUGAAUGUAUUCACAGCAGAUACAGAAACAAAGAUGCACCAGCUGAGACAGACCCCAGCCACCCUUUAUGGUGGUGGAGAGUGUCUUGUGAACCGCUUCUAAAUGCAGACAAGUGAGAUCACUAGUAACCAGAGCAACACCAUGUGCUCCCCAGGAAGAGCUCCUCUUCCUCUGCUGCCCACUUCACUUGCACUGUGAACUCAUCUGAGCAGCAGUCACAACCCACACAUUCUCUGAGCACAGUGCGAAUUCAUGGCAUUGUGUAAGUAACUCACCCAGUGCCCUGGUCUCUGUCCAUGAGUGAACGUGGCCUCCCAAGUAGCACGUGCCCUUUGCUCUCAGGACAUGGUGAAGAGGCAGUGGGGUGCCUGCAGCCAGCACAGACC
This is a messenger RNA of Calypte anna (Anna's hummingbird), 1963 nucleotides long. It is a transcript of the gene HAO2, whose product is annotated as hydroxyacid oxidase 2. Gene Ontology annotation, molecular function: FMN binding; oxidoreductase activity. Lineage: Eukaryota; Metazoa; Chordata; Aves; Apodiformes; Trochilidae. The transcript has 8 exons. The coding region runs from base 109 to 1176 and encodes 355 amino acids. The record is from RefSeq and is a predicted model, not a curated record.